GCGGCCAUUGCAGACAGCCAUUUUAUCCCCACGAUCCAGUAAACGACCUCCCUGAACGAGAAGUGCGCAAUCCCUUAUCAGCGCAGGACCCGCGGUCGCAUUUUCAUCGACCGCACUCCGCAGUCUUGUGAUGUCGUCUCCAACACCAGUCCUUUGGUCGCCUUACAAGUACCCCAACAAUGCCAUUCACAUGCAAUGCACCGAGCCCUCUAGCUUACAGACCUCUGACUGCCGUUUCGGGGCCCAUGAUGCGAACAUUCCAUUCUUGGCGCCUUGACCUGGUCUUCUUCUUCCUCUCUGCCACGACCUCUGCGUCAGAUAUCACGUCUUUCACCGACACCAAGUGUACACGCUCGUGGCGCGCACUGGAUGCAGUCAAUGGCUACCCGGAGGGGAUGUGUAAGCCGUUGAACGUUACGACAGGGCAGAGCUUUCAGAUUCAAGAACUGGAUCGAGGCUGCGCAGUCACACUGUAUGGGGAGAAUUCCGGCCCACUCUCCUGUUCCAGUCCGACUAAGAUAGUUGGCCGUCUCGCGACUUGCUACGACUCAUCGUGGGUAUAUUACUCGAUUGACGGGUGUCUCCCACCCCCUUUGUCAAGCACCAACCCAGCGUUCAUGAAGCCAACAGCGAUCGGUCCGUCCGCAUCGGGAACUGCGAGUCCAGCGGCUGUGCCCGAGUCAAAGGUUCAUCCUGGUGUAAUUGCUGGAUCUGCCGUCGCUGGAGUUUCGUGCGUCGCUCUGGGGUUGACGGGAGCGUUGAUGAUGGUCCGUCGCCGCCGCAGACGACGUACUCCUCAACCGACGCAUGAACUUUCCGAGGACCGUGCGCUCGCGGAAUCAGAUGCAGCAGCCGAGAGGAAAUAUCCUGAGGAGCUAUGGGCCGACCAUGCAGCAGUGGAGAUGGGGCGGAAUAGUCGCUUUGAAGAGAGGAUGAGAGACGCGCGGCCUGUCAGAAGUGUGAAUCCAUCAAUCCGGAUAUGUUUCGUGCCUUGACUAGACAUUUGAAAUAGCAUAGUUGCAUCCUAGUAUCAAUUAACAGUCAAGAGGUGGCUAGCUGAACAACGUAUCGUCUCCAUAAAUCGUAAUGUCAAUUUGGUACUGCUCAAGGCACUAGGGUUAACUGGGUUCAGGAUCUGGUCCAUGUGCGUUGACUUACUCGAUGGCUAUAGAGCCCCUUCCUCCACCCUCGAGUUGCGAAGCGGCACUGUCUUCUUCGGCAAAACUUUUCGAACACCUUCAACGCCGUGUCAAGUCGAUUAUAAUCAGAUCGUAGUGAACUCUAGAAUCACUUCGACCCUAGCUUAAGCUAGAAGAUCCGCAACAUUCAUGGGCAUCUCAUCGAUCUGAGUGGAGUAGUACA
This is a messenger RNA of Boeremia exigua, 1362 nucleotides long. RefSeq lists its product as uncharacterized. The transcript is spliced from 2 exons. Bases 180 to 995 code for a protein of 271 amino acids. NCBI's taxonomy places the organism in Eukaryota, Fungi, Ascomycota, Dothideomycetes, Pleosporales, Didymellaceae. The record is from RefSeq and is a predicted model, not a curated record.